Messenger RNA from Talaromyces rugulosus, 954 nucleotides. RefSeq lists its product as uncharacterized. The record is from RefSeq and is a predicted model, not a curated record. The coding region runs from base 1 to 954 and encodes 317 amino acids. Gene Ontology annotation, biological process: carbohydrate metabolic process. The transcript has 2 exons. Gene Ontology annotation, molecular function: hydrolase activity, hydrolyzing O-glycosyl compounds. Lineage: Eukaryota; Fungi; Ascomycota; Eurotiomycetes; Eurotiales; Trichocomaceae.
AUGUUUCAAUAUACCUCUCUGCUCGGUGCUCUCCUGUGUAGUGGAGCAUCUGCUCACAUCUACCGAGUUCUAGACACCAGCUUCCCCGAUCCAUCCGUCGUCUAUACAGGCAGUGAAUACUAUGCCUUUGGAACCACCGGCAACAAGGUACAUGCGCAGGUAGCCACGUCGCCAGAUUUCACCAAUUGGACACUUAUCGAGGGCUAUGACGCCCUGCCGGGGCCCUAUCCUACCUGGGUAGACGAAUCUUCAGUCGUCUUGUGGGCUCCUGACGUGAUCAAGUUGGCUGAUGGUAGUUAUGUCAUGUACUAUUCGGCCAGAGAGCACACUUCUGGAAAACACUGCGUCGGUGUCGCUACUUCGUCAACAGCAAAAGGCCCAUAUGAUGCCACUGUUUCCAACGACUCUAUCGCAUGUCCAAUUUCCAAGGGUGGUGCCAUUGACCCUGAUGGCUUCAUCGAUACCGACGGAACCAUCUACGUGACCUACAAAAUCGAUGGCAACAGCAUAAAGAGCGACUCGACCCCAAUCAUGCUGCAGAAAAUGCACUCUGACGGCGUUCAAGCGGAUGGCGACCCAAUCCAGCUUCUUGACCGAGACGAGCUGGACGGACCACUUAUCGAAGCCCCAAGUGUGCUGUACUAUGACGGCAUUUACUACCUCAGCUUCUCAUCAAAUUACUACAACACUGAGAAAUAUGAUACGUCGUACGCGUAUGCGACUUCCAUUACUGGCCCGUGGAGCAAGCAGCAUGCUCCCCAUGCACCGCUUCUUGUGACAGGGACUGGGUCGAAGAAUGCCGGGAAGCUGAGUGCUCCUGGAGGAUCAGAUUUCUCGGCCGAUGGUAAGAAGGUUGUGUUCCAUGCCAAUCUAAACGGAAAAGACAAUUCAGAAGGGCGAGCGCUGUUUGUUUCUAAUAUCACUGUUUCGGAUAACAUAAUUUCUUUGGCAUGA